Molecule: messenger RNA, 764 nt
Organism: Mauremys reevesii (Reeves's turtle)
Lineage: Eukaryota; Metazoa; Chordata; Testudines; Geoemydidae
Product: IQ motif and SEC7 domain-containing protein 3-like
Exons: 3
Coding region: 1-405 (134 amino acids)
Source: RefSeq, a predicted model, not a curated record
AUGGAAGUGGCCCCGGAAGAGGAGGAGGAGGAGGAUUCGUCCCCCAUCACGCCUCAGAAGCCUCCCGCCAGCCCCAGCCUGGCGACCCAGAAGCCUCCCGCCAGCCCCAGCCUGGCACUUGUGGCGCCUCCUCCCAGCCCAGAGCAGGAGUUCAGUGACACCACCAGCUCCGUAUUCUCCUGCAGGGCCAGCAGCUCCUCCGUGGGGUCUGGGAGCCCUGUGUUUCAAGGCUCCGUCUUUGGAGCCUCGCUCCAGGUCCUCCAGCCACCUGCUCCAGCCCUGCCUCCUCCUCCUCGUGCUCUUCCCCGACACCGGCAAUUUCGACCACCCGGCUUCGACCUCCGGCGCAGAUAUGGACUCUGGCUCCGGAUGUGCCUGCACAUAGUCAACACCUGGCUGCAGUAGACAGGCCCCACCAUAAAUCAAAGCCUAGCCCUGCCCCAUGACCCCUUAGUCCCUCCCACCUGUCACCGGAAGUUCUGCCCCAUGGGGGUAUUACUUCGUGGUCAAGGCGGCCACAUGACUGGAAGCCAGGUGUGUCAUGUGACCCCUCUAAGAACUCCUCCCACCACCCUCUACCAAUCAAGAUGGGUUUCCUCCUGGAAGGACCACCCCAAGAGGAGAUUUGACCAAUCAGGGUGAGACCUGGGGUGAGAGGGUGACCUAUCCCGACGUGUGUCUUGUGACCCCUCUAAGAACUCCUCUCACUGCCCUCGACCAAUUAGGAUCGGUUUUGUCCUGACAGGACCACCCCCAGAGGGGAU